AUGUCUAAAGCUCACCUCUUUCACUCCCCAGAUGGUCUUGUGGUCAAGUGCCUGAAGGGCCUCAUCUCGUACAAUCCAUCCCUCUCGCUCGACGAAGCCAACCGUGUGGUCUUUGACACAAGACACGAUCAGAACAAGGUCAGCAUCGUUUCGGGAGGAGGUUCAGGUCACGAGCCGGCGUGGAGUGGCUACGUGGGCGAGAAUCUGCUCGCGGCCUCCGUGGGAGGGGACAUCUUCGCCAGCCCCUCGACGAGGCAGAUCUUGGCUGCCAUCGAUGCGGUACCAAGCAGCGAGGGCACCAUCCUCGUGGUCACUAACUACACCGGCGAUUGCCUGCAUUUUGGCCUCGCAAAUGAGAAGGCCGUUGCGAGGGGUCACCGCUGCCGGAUGAUUGUCUGUGGCGACGACGUCUCUGUUGGAAAGACCAAUGGGUCCCUGGUGGGACGUAGGGGGCUUGCCGGGCAGAUCGGGGUCCUCAAGGUCAUGGGUGGCGCCGCCGGGCAGGGCGCGCCGCUGGAUGACGUCUACGACCUCGGCAUGGCAUUUUCCCAGCAGAUCGUCUCAAUUGCUGCCACGCUGGACCACUGCCACGUGCCUGGGCGGACCGAGCAUGCCGUGCUCGGAGAUGACGAGGUUGAGAUCGGCACGGGGCCGCACAACGAACCGGGAUACAAGAGGCUCUCCCCGGCGCCUUCGGCCGAGGAGCUGGUCAAGAUGAUACUGACUCACUGCUUGGACGAGAAGGACCCUGACCGUGGUUAUGUGAAGUUCAAGUCUGGUGAUGAGACCAUAUUACUGAUCAGCAACUUUGGCGGCAUAUCGCCAUUGGAGAUCGGCGCAUUGACGGACGAGAUUCUCGAGCAGCUGGCCGCCGAUUGGGAUAUAGAGCCAGUGCGUGUCUAUGUCGGACCUCUUGAAACGUCUCUCAACGCACAGGCCUUUUCGGUGUCCUUGAUCAAUGUGACAGCUGCGGCAGAGAACUGUGCCUAUUCAGUUGAGGAGAUCAAGGCUUUCGCAGACGUCAAGACAACAACCUCUUGGGAGUCUAUGGCUGGGUCGCAGGACUCAAGGCGGACUCGCCGACAGCAGCUCGUCAGCCCCCCGGAAGAGCCCAAGAGGGCAGCUGUUGAUCCCAGCAGGGACCUCAGGCUGGACCCCGCUGCCUUGGAUAAGAUGUUGCGAGGCGCAUGCGACGCACUCAUACAAGCGGAGCCCGAUCUGACAAAAUGGGACACGUUGAUGGGUGACGGAGACUGCGGUGAAACACUCAAGACCGGCGCAACCAGCUUGCUCGCAGCGCUGGAUGAGAAGAGCAUCGCAGCUACCGGGUCGGUGGUGACGGUGCUCCGGGAGCUGGAGGAAAUUGUCGAGGGCAAAAUGGGCGGCACGCUCGGGGGGAUCCUGGGCAUCUUCUUCGUCUCACUGCGCAACGCCGUCGAGCAGAGCGUCCAAGACGGCCUGGCACAAGGCGCGCCCCAGGUCUGGGGCCGCUCUCUCGCCACUGCGCUCGACCACCUAACAAAGUACACGCCAGCCAAGGUGGGCGACCGCACGGUGAUGGACACCCUCCUUCCUUUCGCCGCGGCGAUACAGAAGGCUGGCAGCUUCGACGAGGGCGUCAAGGCGGCAGUCAGGGGCGCGGAGGCCACCAAGUACAUGACCCCAAGGCUCGGAAGGGCCACCUACGUUGCGGCCGGGCGUGAGCGAGAGGGUGAUGGCGUGCUGCCCCCUGACCCAGGGGCAUGGGGCGCCAUGGUCGCUAUACAGGGUCUAAGGAAUGGGCUGUCGUCGAGGAAGGACAGUGCGGUUGCUGUGUGA
This is a messenger RNA of Diaporthe citri, 1818 nucleotides long. RefSeq lists its product as uncharacterized. NCBI's taxonomy places the organism in Eukaryota, Fungi, Ascomycota, Sordariomycetes, Diaporthales, Diaporthaceae. Bases 1 to 1818 code for a protein of 605 amino acids. Gene Ontology annotation, biological process: glycerol catabolic process. The transcript has 4 exons. Gene Ontology annotation, molecular function: ATP binding; glycerone kinase activity. The record is from RefSeq and is a predicted model, not a curated record. Gene Ontology annotation, cellular component: cytosol.